UCCGAAUAUCGUCAGUCCGUCACAAAGAGCGACAGAGUCGGGUGGGUCGAGCGGUCAGCCUCGGGCGAGAGACGAAGCCCUAUGGUUACGAGAUCAGAUCUGAUGCAGUCGUGUUAGCUCUGGACGCUUUCUUACCCAUCGAUCUCUUCACGUUAACUAGUCGCCGGUCGUGAAGCCGAUAGUUCAGUGCGAUUUCGCAGUACAAAAGAGACUUGUGAUAUUUUUCUAGUAUAACAGUUCCGUACCGGAACGCCUUAGUUCUUUCCGUUUAAAAAGUGUACAAUAUAAGUAAAAAUUUGGAGAACAUGGAGAUCCUGCCGGUCACGAGUCAGUUUAACGUCGGAUUCAGUGGUGAAAAAGCAUGGAAUGGGCCAACAUGGCGGGAAGCGCCGGUGCCGGCUCCGACGGAGGCGGCGCUGGCUCAGAGGUUGGAGAGGGAGUUGCGGGCGGCCAAAGGUGCUAGCGAGCUAGCCACGGCCGAGGUGCUGGUGCCGGCCGAGCUGCUGGCGCGAGCAUCGCGACAAACCUUGGCGUUGGCGGAGGGCGAGCCUUGCGGGUCGCGCGGCGCGGCUGUCAUCGUGGAUGUGGCCGGCCGCCGCCUAGCAGCCUUCAAGAUAGAUCCCAACACCCUCACCACGCACGAGAUACAUCUGCAUCUGGAACACGAUGCCACUAACUGGACCAGCCUGUUACCGCAGUUCUUAAAAAAUCUAACGCGAGGCGGUACCAUCAUUAUAAGCCCCCAGUUCACGAUAGAAAAGAAGAAAUUGUUCCGAAGCCAGGCGGAGUGAGGCGGCUCGCGCGCGCGGGCCGGCCGACCGAUCGCCCAUCUCGAAGUCUGCGUAUCGUUACUUUAAAAAUAUCAAUAUUAUAUGUAUAUUAAUUAUUAUAUAUUUUUAAAAGAUGAAAAAAGCACAGCGUGAUAUAUGUAUAGUCGUAGAGUAAGGACGGCGCGAGCGUCGCCGCUAGUGAUGUCCAGAGCACUUUAUGCGGUUGCCGAUAAAGUGCGUGCGUUGGGCGCGACGCGAGCGCGAGUCGCAGCGCCGGCCGGGCUCACGUUGUCUGUGUACGUGCGAGUGGUAUGUUGUGUAGAGUGCGUGGCGCGGCGGCGUUAGGUGCGCACCAUGAUCUCAGUCGUCGCCGCGCGUGUGAUACCUUGGUCGAUUUAGUGUUACGUAUUAUUUUUGUUUGUUUCGAGUUCGAUUCUAUUCUGAAGUUGCGUAGAGUUGGUAUAUUUCACGUAUCGUAAUCGUAUUUAUUAGAGGCGAUCUCUGAUCGAGAUCGGGAUAUGUGUACGUUUUUUCGUAAUUGUACUAGUUCGUACAUUUGUUUGUGAUACUACUUUUGUAAUGUAUAAAUUUUAAAUGAGAGUAAUAUACUGUAAUAUGUAAGCGUAAGCGAGCACGCGGCAGAUGAAGUGUUAGAGAUGUAUAGAGAGAGGA
Messenger RNA from Papilio machaon (common yellow swallowtail), 1442 nucleotides. RefSeq names its product protein charybde. The record is from RefSeq and is a predicted model, not a curated record. Lineage: Eukaryota; Metazoa; Arthropoda; Insecta; Lepidoptera; Papilionidae. Gene Ontology annotation, cellular component: cytoplasm. The coding region runs from base 306 to 791 and encodes 161 amino acids. The transcript has 3 exons. Gene Ontology annotation, biological process: apoptotic process; negative regulation of signal transduction; regulation of TOR signaling.